Messenger RNA from Mesorhabditis belari, 507 nucleotides. Lineage: Eukaryota; Metazoa; Nematoda; Chromadorea; Rhabditida; Rhabditidae. The record is from the annotation of a GenBank genome assembly.
AUGAUGUACUUGGAAGAGAGAAAGCUGGUGCAUCGUGAUGUUGCCGCUCGAAAUGUGCUCGUUGGAGAGAAGAUUUCUGGCGUUCCCGUCGUGAAGGUAGCUGAUUUUGGUUUGGCAAGAAAGCUAAUGGAAGAAGGCAUCUAUGAGGCGAGUACGGAGUCGAAAUUCCCAAUCAAAUGGACAGCUCCUGAGGCGGCCACUUACGGUAACUAUACAGUGAAAAGCGAUGUCUGGUCAUAUGGGAUUCUAAUCUAUGAGAUGAUGACUCGAGGACAAGAUCCAUACCCUGGCAUGCCCUACAGCCUAGAACUGAUAAGAAAAGUCGAGCACGGUUAUCGGAUGCCUUUACCACGUGGUUGCCCGGGGAAUAUCUACACUGAGGUGAUGCUGAAAUGUUGGGAGAAAAACCCGGAGAGGCGGCCAACCUUCGAGUAUCUCUAUCGCUACUGCAGGACUACGUCUCAUCGCAACCCAACUACGUUCCACCAAAUGUCUAAAUUUUGCUUC